Stegodyphus dumicola is the source of this 771-nucleotide messenger RNA. RefSeq lists its product as uncharacterized. Lineage: Eukaryota; Metazoa; Arthropoda; Arachnida; Araneae; Eresidae. The record is from RefSeq and is a predicted model, not a curated record.
AACUUAAAAGUUGUGCAAUUGAGAGAUCUGAUAACGAGUUCUAAAACCUAUGAUGAAGAAUUUACAAAAAAUAUGUUAAGCAAUAUAAUCGAUGAUCGCGUAAAAGAAGCAGUAGAAGCAAGAUUAGCCAAGGAACGCGAGUUUGAAUUAGAAAAGUUUAAACUCCAACUUGAAGUUAAUAAGAAUAUGCCAAAGGAAUCUGUUUCUCAAGUAGAUCAGCCUAAAUUUGAUUUGAGUCGCAUUCUUCCAAAGUUUAACCCAAAGGAAGAUGAGAUAGGACUUUAUCUGACCAUGUUUGAGCGUCAAUUGAAGUUCGUAAAUAUACCUGAAACUGAUUGGAUCCCAUACUUGAUUGGAUCAUUACCAUCUGAAAUAAAUCAAUUAGUUGUUAGAGAAAACGAAGAGGAUUCUAAAGAUUAUGCAAAAGUAAAAGCUAUGCUUUUGAAGCGAUAUAGACUCACAGCUGAUAGGUUUCGACAAAUGUUUUCUCAGCAUAGAAAAUCUGCAGAAAUUACAUGGAAGGACUUUGCUUUUGAAUUGAAAUCUUAUUUUGAAGGAUGGAUUAAAGAAUUGAAUAUCUCUAGUUUCGAGCAGCUACAAAACUUGAUCAUUGCAGAUCAAAUAAAGAAAAGAACACCUCCCGAGGUAAGAGAACAUUUUGUGGACAGUUUAUCAGAAAUGAACAAUCCGUUCGAGCUCGCAGAAAAGCUCGAUUAUUAUGAAAAUGUAAGACUUGGCAUGAAGAAAAAUGGAUCUUCCAAUGCAAAGUAA